CUGUUUUUAAAAUUGUCCGACUGUUGUGUCCGACGUCGGUUUCUGAUGUUAUUGUUUUCGUAAAUCUUAGAAUUUUUAACAGCGUGUUUCAAAAGUUAUAAUUUUAUUGACAGUGAAAUGCUGAAAAUAGCAACAUGGAAUAUCAACGGUAUCCGCUCUUUUUCACAAUCGAAGUUGAAAGAGGCCCUUGAUGAGAUUGAUUCGGAUAUAGUCUGCUUGCAAGAAACUAAAAUUACUCGUGAUGUGAUUGAUGAGCAAACGGCUACAUUUGAAGGCUACCAUUCCUUCUUCAGCUUUUCAAAAAUUAGGUCUGGAUAUUCUGGUGUUGUAACUCUUUGCAAACAUAACUUGAUGCCUUUCAAAGCUGAGGAAGGUCUUAGUGGAGUUCUUGCGCCUCCAGAGUCGACAGACAAUGUUGGCUUAUACGGAACACCAAAUCUCUCAGCAGAAAGACUGAAGCAGUUGGAUUCGGAAGGCCGAGCUGUUGUUACUCAAUUCCAGCUCAAUGAUGGCAAACUUUUGAGCGUUAUAAACGUUUACUGCCCAAGAGCUGAUCCUGACAGAUACGAAGAGCGCCUCUCAUUCAAGCUGGAUUUUUAUCACUUGUUAGAGUGCAGAGCCCAAGCUCUACGGGCAGCUGGAAGCCAUGUUAUAAUUUUGGGUGACCUGAACACAUCACAUCAACCUAUUGACCACUGUGAUCCAGGAGACUUGGUAGAAUUUAAAAGUAAUCUGGGACGCCUUUGGAUGGAUCGUGUCAUUGUGAUAGACCCAAGUCAAUGCUCAUUGUCAGAUGACAGCCUUCAACUUCUCGAUUCCUUCCGACUGCUGAACCCCAAUCGAACAGAGGCUUUCACCUGCUGGAACACCCAAAAGAAUGCCCGGUCAACAAACUACGGCACUCGAAUUGACUACCUCCUCUUUACACCCUGUCUGGUGGAGGCACUUCGGUGUGCAGACAUUUUACCCGAAGUCCACGGCAGCGACCAUUGCCCCGUCCGGGCAGAGUUCCAGCUUGAAUUGUCACCUGCAGGACCGGCGCCAUCCUUGUGCUCCAAGUUCCUCUUCCAAGGGUUGCCGAACGACUUGUACGUCUACUGGCACCAGUACCCGUGGGACCUCGGCGAAGGGCUGUGCAAAUUCAGAGCGCUAAUUUCCGAAGCGACUUCAUACGCGUCGGUGCUGACGAUCGUGGCGUUCUCGACCGAGCGCUACUUGGCCAUCUGUCAUCCUCUUCACGCGUACACCAUGUCCGGUCUGCGAAGGGCGUCGAGGAUCAUCGCGGCAAUUUGGCUGGUUUCGCUCGCCUGCGCCAUCCCCUUCGCUUCUUUCACCACCGUCAACUAUCUCGACUUUCCACCGGGCUCCGGCGAUUUGGUGGACGAAUCGGCGUUCUGCGGCAUGUUGCACGUGCCCGACAACUUCCCGCUCUACGAGACGAGCAGCGUCGCUUUUUUCCUCGUGCCCAUGCUCAUCCUGGUCGCGCUCUACACGCGGAUGGGCAUUCUCAUCACGCAGAGACAGGCACUCGGCGAGUCGCACCGCACCAACAAAUCUCGCAAAUCCAUCUUGCGGAUGCUGGCGGCGGUGGUGAUUUCGUUCUUUGUUUGCUGGGCGCCGUUCCACCUGCAGCGCCUGCUCUUCGUCUACCUGCGCGAGAUCGAAGGCUACAACGAGUACAAUGAGUGGAUUUACCACAUCACCGGCUGCUUCUACUACUUCUCCUCCACCGUCAACCCGAUCCUUUACAACCUCAUGUCGGCCAAGUACAGGAUCGCUUUCAAGGCAACCCUGUGCGGCGGGAACAGUCCGAUGCGAAACAACACCCUGUCGGCCAUGUCGCGACCCCAACAGAUGAGUCUGAUGCACAAACGCGGCGACAACGCCAGACAGGCCUCGUGCAGUUCGGGCGGCGCCGGCUCGUGGCUUUCGCGGCAACAAUCGAGCAGCAGUCCCAGGGUCAAAGUGACCCUGCUGGUCGAGGAGGACAGCAGUUUGCUCGAGCCCAUCGUCCUGAUCGUGCAGAACAACGGCGCCGCCGGCCAGUCGACGCGAAUCAUCGAGGCCGUGUCCGACUCACAGUCGAGUGACUCGUGCAAAAUGCUCACGCCGGACAUUCUGGCCAACACUCUAGCAGAAACUUCUGUGUAAUUUUCCCAUAAACUCUGCUCAUCCAAAUAUACGUAAUUCUGCAAUUUCAUCUUAUUUCAGGAAAAAUUAAUCCGAUGAAUUUCAUAAAUUAUAUUUUCCUGAAGAAGUUUUACCCAAAUUUAUUUCUAGUCUAAGAUUUCUGUAAACAUUUUUCGUUCCUGUUUAAAUAACUUCUCUAGCGAUUAAUUGUAUGCUUCAAUAUCAAAGUAGACAAAGUUUUCCUGAUACUGAUAUAAAAAAUUCUCACUUUUUCCGCCAAAAGCAUUACUUUGAUCUAGAUUCAAAGUUUUGCUUUUUUUGUUCAAAUCAGCUCAAAUUUAAUUAUUAAACUGAGAAGCUUCAAAAAUUUCAAAUGCUUUUGGUGGGAAAAGUGAACCUUAGAGGAAAUUUAAAAAUCGCUAUUUUGAUUUCAGUAAAAUUCUUUUGAAUUGUAUCAGAAUAAAAAUCUUUGCUAGAGAGGCCAUUUUAACAAUCCUUACAAUGAAAUGCAUCAAAUAAUAUUGUAUCCUGAGAAGAUACAUAAUUAUUUUUGUGAUUGUGUAUUUUGAGGGCAAUCUUCCUCCUUCUUAAAACGUUUUCCUGAUGGAUCUUUCCUUGUUAUUGGAAUAUAUCGGCAUGCAAUUUUACCUCUCGUCAUUUGUGCGCAUACAAUUUUUCAAAGGGACGUUUUAACCUAAAUGGCAAUGAUUGUGUGCUGUAUGUAAUUUUAACCAUUAAAAAAAUUGCAGCUCAUUACUAAAUUAUUUUGAAAAGAAAUGAGCUUUUUACGAUAAACGAGCACAACUGCUUGAAAGAGACUGAUUAUAUUUAAAAUGCGGUGAUUUUAAACUGUUUGAAGUGAAAAAAUGUCUACGAAUAAGAAAUAAUGUUGUAUCACGUUUAAUGUGAAGACUGAUGUCGCUCAUAAAUAGAUGAUAAGUUUGAAAAUUACACUGGAACUGCGAGUAAAAAUAAAAAAGAUUUUGGAUAGUAAAAAAUCUUGGUGCGAAUUUACAUUUUACAAAAACUGCAGAUGGCAAAUAAGGGAAAUUUCCCAAGAAUUUAAUUUUAAAUUUAUUUCAGGCCAUAUCAGACUUUUAUUAUAAAUUUUCCAUCAAUUGGUCUGUUGAUCAGAUUAUUUGUUAUUAUUGUAUUUUAAAUUAAAAUUAGAUCUGUAAAAAAUUUAAUUAAAAGAAUAUUAAUUUACGGACGGAAAAUUCCAGUUUUUUACAGUAAAAUUUUUUCCAACUUUCAACAAGCUCUAUUUUAUUAAGUUAUUCAUUUCCGUUGAUAAUAAUGAAAAAAAUAAUAUGUAAGGUUUGCAGAUCCUCUGAUGAGUCAGACAUAAAGCAAAAAAAUUCGUGCUUCAUGUGUGUGCCAAUUUUAAUGUCAUCAGUUACAGUUUGAAUUAUCAAUGUUUGCUGUGCUAACAUUGAUGUUGCUUGGAAGCAAUAAAAAAUAUAAUAUAUGAA
This is a messenger RNA of Neocloeon triangulifer, 3602 nucleotides long. RefSeq names its product neuropeptides capa receptor-like. Gene Ontology annotation, biological process: DNA repair; neuropeptide signaling pathway. Gene Ontology annotation, cellular component: plasma membrane. Lineage: Eukaryota; Metazoa; Arthropoda; Insecta; Ephemeroptera; Baetidae. The transcript has 11 exons. Gene Ontology annotation, molecular function: nuclease activity; neuromedin U receptor activity. The record is from RefSeq and is a predicted model, not a curated record. Bases 118 to 2151 code for a protein of 677 amino acids.